GUAUCUAGUGGAUAGUCGCUGGUUCAAACAGUGGAAAAAAUAUGUUGGUUUUGACAGCUGGGACAAAUACCAGAUGGGAGAUCAGAAUGUGUACCCUGGUCCUAUUGAUAAUUCUGGACUUCUCAAAGAUGGCGAUUCUCAGUCUCUCAAGGAACAUCUCAUUGAUGAGCUGGACUACAUCCUUUUGCCAACCGAAGGCUGGAAUAGGCUAGUUAGCUGGUACACGCUGAUGGAAGGACAAGAGCCAAUUGCACGCAAGGUCGUUGAACAGGGUAUGUUUGUGAAGCACUGCAAAGUGGAAGUAUAUCUAACAGAAUUAAAACUUUGUGAAAAUGGAAAUAUGAAUAAUGUUGUCACACGAAGAUUUAGUAAAGCUGAUACAAUAGAUACAAUUGAAAAAGAAAUAAGAAAGAUCUUCAAUAUUCCAGGUGAAAAAGAGACCAGAUUGUGGAACAAAUACAUGAGUAAUACUUUUGAACCUUUGAAUAAACCAGACAGUACCAUACAAGAUGCUGGUUUAUACCAGGGACAGGUACUGGUGAUAGAACAGAAGAAUGAGGAUGGAACAUGGCCAAGAGGUCCUUCAACUCCUAAGUCCCCAGGUGCAUCCAAUUUUUCAACUUUACCAAAGAUCUCUCCAUCUCUAUCAAAUAAUUAUAACAACAUGAACAACAGAAAUGUGAAAAAUUCGAACUAUUGUCUCCCAUCAUAUACCGCUUAUAAGAAUUAUGAUUAUUCAGAGCCAGGAAGACACAAUGAGCAGCCAGGCCUGUGUGGCCUGAGUAACUUGGGGAAUACGUGUUUCAUGAAUUCAGCAAUUCAGUGUCUGAGUAACACACCUCCUCUUACGGAAUACUUCCUCAAUGAUAAAUACCAAGAAGAGCUGAAUUUUGACAAUCCUUUAGGAAUGCGAGGCGAAAUAGCAAAAUCGUAUGCAGAGCUUAUCAAGCAAAUGUGGUCAGGAAAGUACAGCUAUGUUACCCCAAGAGCGUUUAAGACACAAGUCGGACGAUUUGCACCACAGUUUUCUGGGUAUCAGCAACAAGACUGUCAAGAGCUACUGGCUUUUCUCUUGGAUGGAUUACAUGAGGAUUUGAAUCGAAUUAGGAAAAAGCCUUACAUUCAGUUAAAGGAUGCAGAUGGGAGGCCAGACAAGGUGGUUGCUGAAGAAGCCUGGGAAAACCAUUUAAAAAGAAAUGAUUCCAUCAUUGUAGAUAUAUUUCAUGGCCUUUUUAAAUCCACCCUAGUUUGUCCUGAAUGUGCUAAGAUAUCUGUAACCUUUGAUCCUUUUUGUUACUUGACACUUCCAUUACCCAUGAAAAAAGAACGCACUUUGGAAGUUUAUUUAGUUAGAAUGGAUCCACUUGCAAAGCCUAUGCAGUACAAAGUAGUUGUUCCCAAAAUUGGAAAUAUAUUGGAUCUUUGCACAGCAUUGUCGGCUUUGUCUGGGGUUGCUGCAGAUAAGAUGAUUGUUACUGAUAUAUACAAUCACAGGUUCCACAGGAUAUUUGGCAUGGAUGAAAAUCUAAGUAGUAUUAUGGAGCGUGAUGACAUUUAUGUAUUUGAAAUUGCUAUUAAUAGAACAGAAGAUACAGAGCAAGUUAUAAUUCCUGUUUGCUUAAGGGAAAAGUGCAGGCACACUUGCUACAGCCAUAGUGGUUCUUCACUCUUUGGUCAACCUUUUCUCAUAGCAGUGCCUAGAAACAACACUGAAGAUAAACUGUAUAACCUGCUGCUGCUAAGAAUGUGCCGAUACGUAAAAACCUGUACUGAAACUGAAGACACGGAAGGAUCCCUACACUGCUGUAAGGACCACGGCAUCAAUGGUAACGGCCCAAACGGAAUUCACGAAGAAGGAUCUCCAAGUGAAAUGGAAACAGAUGAACAAGACGAUGAAUCCAGCCAGGAUCAGGAACUGCCUUCAGAGAAUGAGAACAGCCAGUCAGAAGAUUCAGUUGGAGGAGACAACGACUCUGAAAAUGGAUUAUGUACUGAGGAUACUUGCAAAGGUCAACCACUCACGGGACACAAAAAGCGACUGUUUACAUUCCAGUUCAAUAAUUUAGGCAAUACUGACAUAAACUACAUCAAAGAUGAUACCCGGCAUAUUAGAUUUGAUGAUAGGCAACCUAGGCUUGAUGAAAGAUCUUUCCUUGCUUUGGAUUGGGAUCCUGAAUUGAAGAAGAGAUAUUUUGAUGAUAGUGCAGCGGAGGAUUUUGAAAAGCAUGAAAGUGUGGAAUAUAAGCCUCCCAAAAAGCCUUUUGUGAAAUUAAAAGAUUGCAUUGAACUGUUCACAACAAAGGAAAAACUAGGUGCUGAAGACCCGUGGUAUUGUCCAAACUGUAAAGAGCAUCAGCAAGCUACCAAGAAGUUAGACUUGUGGUCGCUGCCCCCCGUACUGGUAGUUCAUCUAAAGCGCUUUUCCUACAGUAGAUAUAUGAGGGACAAGUUGGAUACGUUGGUUGACUUUCCAAUAAACGACUUGGACAUGUCAGAGUUCCUUAUUAAUCCCAAUGCAGGGCCUUGCCGCUACAACUUGAUCGCUGUGUCCAACCACUAUGGAGGAAUGGGAGGAGGACAUUAUACCGCUUUUGCAAAAAAUAAGGAUGACGGGAAAUGGUACUACUUUGAUGACAGUAGUGUGUCCACUGCAUGUGAGGACCAAAUAGUGUCCAAAGCAGCAUAUGUGCUCUUCUACCAGAGACAGGACACGAUCAGUGGAACUGGCUUUUUCCCUCUUGACCGGGAAACUAAACAAGGUGCUUCAGCUGCCACAGGCAUCCCACUAGAAAGUGACGAAGACAGCAAUGAAAAUGAUAACGAUAUAGAAAAUGAAAAUUGUAUGCACACUAACUAAUGGAAGAACUAGAAGCCAUAAAAGAGACUUUCGUACAGGGGAUACCUAUUGGAAGAGUGAAAUUGCCCACCAAAUUAAGAAUAAAAAUCUGAGAUGGGGAAUUUCAGAUAACAGAAUGUAAAUCCUUAUUACAUUUUAACAUGUGCAGUACUUGAAGUGAAACAUUAAAAACUUAAACAGAAA
This is a messenger RNA of Apaloderma vittatum (bar-tailed trogon), 3040 nucleotides long. It is a transcript of the gene USP15, whose product is annotated as ubiquitin specific peptidase 15. Gene Ontology annotation, molecular function: cysteine-type deubiquitinase activity. Lineage: Eukaryota; Metazoa; Chordata; Aves; Trogoniformes; Trogonidae. The transcript has 21 exons. Gene Ontology annotation, biological process: protein deubiquitination. The annotation marks the transcript as partial. The record is from RefSeq and is a predicted model, not a curated record.